Molecule: messenger RNA, 2706 nt
Organism: Peniophora sp. CBMAI 1063
Lineage: Eukaryota; Fungi; Basidiomycota; Agaricomycetes; Russulales; Peniophoraceae
Source: the annotation of a GenBank genome assembly
AUGAGCUUAUCUUUGAAUGCUUUUCACUACAGCGAUAUACCUGUGCAUGUUCAUCCUUCCUGUGAUAAAUGCGGGAAGCGGGAGCGACUUUCGCGUUGCAGCAAAUGCAAGAGGACCCAAUACUGCUCAAAGAAGUGUCAGUUUGAUGCCUGGAAGGACCACAAGCACGAUUGUAAGAACUGGCGAGCCGAAGCGGUCGAUGGCGCGAACGCGACCGGUAACCCGAACGCGUGGGUCGACUGGGUAACGUGGAUGGAGUACCAUCGUGACAGCAUCGGGAACGCAAUGUUGGCCCAUCAUGGUCACAAGGGUGUAGGAUCGGGGAAGAAAUGGGUGUUGGGGAUUCACGUUGAGUAUAAUCGUGAGGCUUCACUCGUGGAACGCAAAUUCGAUGUACGAGGCGUCAGGUUCAUCGAUGUGGAACUGGAUACUCCAGCUGCCCAUGGUUUUCGAGAGGCGAUCAAGAACGUUGUGCCGCAUCAGGAGCCGACUUCCGAAACAGAUACUGGAGGGGAGUCAGAAUCAACGCAGCCCGAGGAGACGUGCAUCUGCCUCUUCUUCGUGAGUUUUGCUCCUGGGGCCCAAGGCUUCGGGGAUUACCUUCGGUUCCGGUUUACGACCGAGCGACUUCGUGAUCUGAGCGUGAAUGCGUACAUUCCGCCCGAGUACCUCUUGAUGAAGAUGUUGGAGGAGGGGAGAAGGUUCAGAUACUGCUGUGGGGAGAUUGGAGAUACGUCAACUUGUUGCUGCGGCGGGUGGACGCACUGGACAAUUGAAGAGGAACUCUUCCCGCUGGAUAAUCUCACUGAUGAAGAGCAAGAAUUGCUGCAGGAGUCAGGAUAUUUUGACAUGCCGGCGAAAACAGCCAGUGACGGGAAGCCAAAGAAGAAGAAGAAACAGAAGAAGAAGAAGUCCAGGCAGCAGCCGCCCGCCGAUUCGUCCACAAACCAUGGAGAGCGCCCAGACCCACCGGACGACACAACUUCCGAGAUACAGCCUACGACUAUUCCUACGAUGAAUAAUGCAAUGUCUAGUACGGGCGCUUUGGUCGAGACCGACCUAGUGCGUGAUGAGCACACUUUAGACGAUGAAGUGCGUAGCAAAGACGCUUUAGUCGAAGACGAUCUGGCUGUCAGCUCACCCAAUGACGGAGAUACUGUCGUUGACACUAUUGAGCGCGCCUCGGCGACAAUAGAUAAUGCGAAUAGCGCUGAUGACAUUGAUUUGCCUACAGAUACGCAGAGUUCUGAAGGCGAUACGCAGCCGAACACCAUCAAGACUUCGCCUCUCGAGCCCGUGCGGUUCUGCGAUAGUACGUGUUGUGAUGAUCCAUUCGACGCGAAUACGAAAGUACAAGAUCACGUUGACACGAUCCCGGCGCCAUCUGUCGAAGAAGGUGAAAGGGCAAGCUGGAUCACCGUCAAGUUGACGAAAGCAAAGCAACGGGCUCAAGAGAAGACACGACUGCGGAGCACUUCGAACCCCGAAUUGUCCAUUACGACUCAUGACAGUGCAUCAAAGCACCAGGAAUGUUCACCGAAGAAUGCAGCAGCAACAGGAGAAUCGCAUGGAGGGCUAGACAUACCGCCCGAAAUGCCCGCAGAAGUUCCCACCGCGCUUCGAGUACCAGACCCGGCGGUCAAACGAGAACCUCUCUCGAGGAUCGGUUCCCCUGGCUCCCUCACUUCGAAGUUCGAUUCGACCUUCGCACCUACGAACCCGAGUACACCAACUCUUGCUCGUGAGCGCGCUCAGACUACGAUCCCGGCCGCUGCGCCUGCUUUGGAGUCAAAGCAAUCGGAUGACAUGGAGAGAAACCCAGGCUCUCUUGAGCUCGAAUACUCCUCUGUGGCUUCUUCACGAGCGGUGUCGCUUGCGCGCGAGACCAUGGUUAGCGAUGCCAUACUCAGACAGAAGCCGUCGCCUCGAGAGCAUUAUGAGCACCAUCGACCCUCGCAUCAACGGCAGAUUCCUCCUCGUCUACAACAUCCUGGAUCGGCGCCGCAAUCCGACUACACGCACCCUGCAUACCCAGGACCACCCCCUGGGCUCGCGAAACCCCCAGUGCCUAUGCCGUAUCCCUACCUCAACAUGUCGGCGACAUCGUCCAUUAAUCCAAUGCACCAUCCGUUACAUACCGGGCAUGUCAUGCACAACGCGAUGGGACAACGCAUCCUGGACGUGCCUUCGUUCACUCAUCCUCAACCUGAAUACGCACAACACGCGCCCGUACCAACCCGGCCCGACCCAGAACCCGCUCGCGCUGUGCAGGAAGCCAUACGGGAUCUCGAACGGGCCACACGGGCGCUACAAGUUGCCACGCAGGAAUACCACAGGGCAGGCAAAGUGAACGAGUUCAAGGACGCUGUGCGUAGGACUGCUUGCGCUCGAGGUGUGACCACGGGUACUCAGGAGCAGGUUCUGCAUAAGGGCGGGACCAUCGUCAACAGCCGAUCUUCGGUCCCACGAUGGAUGACGCGGAGUUCGCCGCCAGGGGAAACCGAGGAUUUGGUCGCUGGGGAUCUGGAGGGAUUGAACCAGGGGAUGUAUAGUACAGCGACCCACGUAACCGAAUAUCGUAAUGCCUUCGAAGUCGAUGCUAUGCAUGCUUGCCAGUUGCUUGCCAGCGCAAAGCCUGAAGUGCCCAAUUACCUGCCUUGCUUCGUCAUAGACUUCGGCGCGAUAGAGCGGCCUCUGCGCGUAUGA